This is a messenger RNA of Cadophora gregata, 972 nucleotides long. RefSeq lists its product as uncharacterized. The record is from RefSeq and is a predicted model, not a curated record. The transcript has 2 exons. Bases 97 to 972 code for a protein of 291 amino acids. NCBI's taxonomy places the organism in Eukaryota, Fungi, Ascomycota, Leotiomycetes, Helotiales, Ploettnerulaceae.
CUCCAACAUCCACUUCCCCAUUAAACUCCUCAAUGUCCUAUCUAGGUAACGAUACUCGAUACUAGAGGCAUGACGAAAAAGGUUUUAAGAUAAGCAAUGGCACCUCCUCCAUCCCUCACAACCAUAACCCUCUCCCCCUCCGAACUCUCCUCCAAAACUCUCACAUCGCACCACCUCCAAGCCGCGCUCGAAGCCCUCCACCGCGACGGAAUCCUCGUCCUCACCAACGCAAUCUCAACCACCCACCUCGACACCCUCAACUCCCGCAUGGUCCCCGAAGCCCAAACCCUGUACAACCGCACAACUACUCACCAUAACUUCGGAAAAGGGACUGGCAACAUCCAGCAAGACGCCAUUGUCGACCCAUCCUUCAUCUUCGACGAUGUAAUCGCCAAUCCGUUCGCUAUUGCGAUUUCAGAGUGCAUGUUAGGACCGAAUCCGCGUUUGCGUUUCCAGAGCGCGAAUACAGCGUUCAAAGCCGAGAAGAGACAGCCCGUGCAUGUAGACGUGCAUUUCGAUUUCCCAAACAUGCCCUUUGGGAUAUGCGUGAAUAUCAACUUAAUAGAUGUCGAUCCCGAACAUGGCAGUACAGAGAUAUGGCUGGGUAGUCAUCUAGAUACAAGCUGGAAGGCGUAUGUGGAGAAAAGCGGGAGUGUGAUACCGGAAGAUAUUCUGGAGAGGAGGAGGAAGACUUGUCCGCCCAUACAGCCGGUCAUACCGAAGGGGGCGUUGAUAUUGAGGGAUUUGAGGUUGUGGCAUGCAGGCAUGCCGAACCGGACGGAGGAUGUGAGGGUCAUGCUUGUGACGAUACAUUUCCCGGCUUGGUAUCGGACGGAGCAGAAGGUCUUGUUGCCGGAGAGCUUGAAGGGGAAGAUUGAGUGGGGAAAUCUGGUGCCGUGUGUGGAGUGGGUUCCGGAUGGGUAUGAUUAUUUACAAGGACAGCACGAUCAUGAUUUUGAUUUGCUGCCGUAG